CUUCAUCUCUCAUUCUCUUCUAUCUCCAAAAUACCCUUUCCAUUUUCCCUUUAUUUCCUCUGCCGCCCCUAGGGUUUAAUUACAUUCCCCACAUGGCUUCUGCAGAUGUCGAGUACCAGUGCUUCGUCGGAGGUCUUGCAUGGACCAUCAACGACCGUGCUCUCGAAGAAGCCUUCAGUGCUUACGGCGAGAUCGUCGAUUCGAAGAUCAUUAACGAUCGUGAGACUGGAAGAUCCAGAGGCUUUGGCUUCGUUACUUUCCGUGAUGAGAAAUCUAUGAGAGAUGCUAUUGAAGGAAUGAACGGUCGGAGUCUCGAUGGAAGGAAUAUAACCGUCAACGAAGCACAAUCUCGCCGAAGCGGCGGUGGCGGCGGCGGUGGUGGAGGAUUUGGAGGAAACGGUGGGUACAACCGUGGAGGCGGUGGAUAUGGUGGUCGCCGUGAAGGUGGAUAUGGAGGUGGUGGUUACGGAGGUGGACGCCGUGAUGGUGGUGGAUACGGUGACGGUGGAUCUCGUUACUCAGGUGGCGGCGGUUCUUGGGCUUAGGUUAAGGCGUUUUAGGGUUUGAGUGAGCUUCGGCUCUUAUUUUAGGGUUUAAUGGGUUUGCUUGUUAGUGUGUGGUUUCUAUCGAAUAUUUUUUCUUGUAUUAUCAGGAGUUUUAAAACAUAAAAGUGGAAUGAAGUAAAUGCCUUCUUUUCAA
Molecule: messenger RNA, 699 nt
Organism: Gossypium raimondii (Peruvian cotton)
Lineage: Eukaryota; Viridiplantae; Streptophyta; Magnoliopsida; Malvales; Malvaceae
Product: glycine-rich RNA-binding protein GRP2A
Exons: 2
Coding region: 93-545 (150 amino acids)
Molecular function (GO): RNA binding
Source: RefSeq, a predicted model, not a curated record